Penicillium samsonianum is the source of this 1926-nucleotide messenger RNA. RefSeq lists its product as uncharacterized. The coding region runs from base 535 to 1470 and encodes 311 amino acids. The record is from RefSeq and is a predicted model, not a curated record. Lineage: Eukaryota; Fungi; Ascomycota; Eurotiomycetes; Eurotiales; Aspergillaceae. The transcript has 2 exons.
UGAGGCAUUAAUUAUUGUACCCCGUGACCUUCGAAUGUCACUUUCAUUGUGGACACCAGCUACUCUCUCUAAACGUCAAGUACACUCUUAGAACUCUGGAUCACGAAGUCAAGUUUCAAGUCAACUUGAGAUAUUGCCAUUAUUAUCCCAGCAUCAUUCAUUCGAGCCUGUGUCUCCACCAUUCCAAAAGGGCUCCGCUGCAUUAGCCCGCCCACGGCUGAUCGCUCUGAAUCUGGGCACCAAAAUCUGUCUCGCUCCGAGUGCCAGUUCGCUGUGGAGGCCGUGUUCCCAAUACAUCCCUGCCUUUUGACUGGGCCAAUCACCACUGUCUUUCUUUGUUUCUAGCAGCUUCCGGGUGUCGCGAAAUCUCCCCUAUCCCUGGAUUCCCGGUCAACAAGCGCCGUUGGGCCUUCACCGUCUCGUCCGUGCGGCCUGCGUAAUUCAGCCACAGUAGCUUCCCUUAAUCGAGGGGAUCGCUGGAAAGAAGAAGUAUUACAGGGCGAAAAGAAUCCCUGGAGCCACCCCUCAACUGUGAUGGUUCCUCAUUACACAAUGGACCCCAAUACUGGUUAUCCCGCAGGCUAUCCCGUCCCGACUCAGAGCCCCCAAAACCAACAGAUGCCUUUUUACCCUAACGCUGUUCCCCCAUAUCCCCAAUCAAAGACACCGUCGGCUCAACAUUUUGGUGCUAUGCCCAUGCAGCCUGGUCCUGGUGGAGCUAUGAUGCCUUCAGGUUUCCCCCAACAAUCUUCCGCAGCACCUAUGGAUAAUUUCUCAGCGCCCUAUACCCAGGCUCCCAUCCCUACCCCCAUGGGCCAGUUUGUCCCCCCUCAAGGCACAUCCGGCGCAAACAUGCCAUCUCAAGUAGCGCAGACCUUCUCUCAAAACAUGGCUUCCAUAUCAGCGAACAACCUACUCGGCACACAGCCCAAACCCCCUUCGCAAAUCAACUCCCCCCAAACCGGUGCCUCUCCUGCGGCUCCGAACCAGGCCCAGGCCCAGGCCCAAGCUCAAGCUCAGUUUGCGGCGCGUGAGAAGGCCCGCGUCACGGCCCUCCUGGAUAUCAACUCGGCCUUGCUGCAAGAGGUAGUGAACCUUCAAGCGGCCGGCAAGGCUGGCCCGGCCUCCCACCCGGAUACAAAUUCACCGGCGUCUGAGCAACCGGAUGCAUCCAAAGCCAAUCAGAAGCCGAGCCCCGAAUACAUUGAGUGCAUGCGACGCCUACAAGCCAACCUAGCCUACCUCGCGACUAUCGCUGAUCGAGCGAAGAAAGCGAGUGGUGUCGUACCCCAAACGCCAGCAAUCAUGACACCGCCUCCUAACCUUCCCGCUGUGAAUGAGCUAUAUGCUAGACUUAAUGAGCUCUUCUCGCGGUCUGCGAAGGCCUCUACUCCGCAAAGACCGAGUCCUCCAUCCAUGCAAGGAAACGGUGGACCUAGCCCUGGCGCUAUGACUGAGUCAAUUAUCUGAAGCAAAUAAUGGGGAAACAUGCAGCCCUCCGCGUGAGAAGGCAUGCCGCAGAUUAUAUCAAGCUCCUGAUUUGUCCGCCACCGCGAAUCAUGCGACCAUGGCUCGAGUCACCAAUGAAAGCUUUGUGGGAGGCGCCGACCCAUUCCCUUCAACACCAUGCAUACCCGCAGAAGCAUGGACUUUCCCCCAUGCGCACCAUCUCUGCCGGCUGAAAACCCGAAUGUGUGACCAGUUGAGAACUUUAAAGCAGCCAUGGUCUCCGUGAUAUUUGACUGGGAAAUACUCCAAAGUAUCCGAGUCCCCCGCGUUGGAAGUAUGGGAGCAUUUGCCGAGGAAGGAUUCUCACAUUUGAGUAAAUUAGGCUACAAAGCAACCUCCAAUUUGUACAUUAGUUGAAUGUAACGUAACAUCUCAUGCGUCCUAUCCACAUGUAAAUCAGGCAGAGAGGUAUUCAGA